This is a messenger RNA of Cynara cardunculus var. scolymus (artichoke), 710 nucleotides long. Its product is annotated as flavonol synthase/flavanone 3-hydroxylase. Lineage: Eukaryota; Viridiplantae; Streptophyta; Magnoliopsida; Asterales; Asteraceae. The transcript is spliced from 2 exons. The record is from RefSeq and is a predicted model, not a curated record. The coding region runs from base 1 to 558 and encodes 185 amino acids.
AUGUAUGGGAUUCCUAGAGAUACAAAUGAGCAAUACACACAAAUGUUGAUAGAGGUGGCAAACAAAUUGCUUGGAUUUCUAUCAAAAGGAAUUGGGCUAGAAGAAAAUGCAAUGAAGGAAGGGUUGGGUGGUGAAGACUUAAUCUACUUGAUGAAAAUAAACUACUACCCACCAUGCCCAUGCCCUGAUCUUGCUCUUGGGGUGGUACCCCAUACUGAUAUCUCUUCCAUCACCAUUCUUGUCCCAAAUGAAGUCCAAGGUCUACAAGUAUUCAAAGAUGAUCAUUGGUAUGAUGUUGCAUACAUCCCUAAYGCUCUCAUUAUUCACAUUGGUGAUCAAAUUGAGAUAUUGAGCAAUGGGAAGUACAAGAGUGUGUACCACAGAACAACAGUGAGUAAGGAGAAGACAAGGAUGUCUUGGCCAGUGUUCUUGGAGCCACCACCAGAGUUUGAGGUUGGACCAAUUCCAAAGCUCAUCAAUCAAGAUAAUCCACCAAAAUACAAGACUAAGAAAUACAAAGAUUAUCUUUAUUGCAAGUUAAACAAGCUUCCACAGUGAAUCAUUCCAAGUAAUAUAUGCAUAAACCAUAUAUAUCUAUAAUAUGUGUGUAAGAGACAUAAAUUUAUGCUUGUAAUAUGAGAAUGCGAUGGAUUUUAGUUUAAAGUAGUUUGAGUAUACAAUAAGCAGAGUGAGACAUCUACCCCUUUCCU